CUGACGAACCGCAGCUUCACACCAGUUGAAUUACAAAACGGAUUAUAGCGCUGUUGCACAUAACGGCAUUCAAGAUACCUCAUUUUUACUUGAUCUGAUAAUGCAAUUGGAAUACAGUAUAUUUAUUUACAGUCUUCGAGUUUAAAAUUAUUAUUCUGUUUAAUAGAAGACGUUGCUUUUGUGGUCGGAUCACUUUUAAAUCCCAAUAAUGCCUUUUCCGCCGAUAAAUCUCCAUCAACGAAUCUCUUCUCCCGGGAGAGAGGUGUUCAGGAAAAAGAAACAGACGGAGGAAAAAGACUCGGAGAAGGAAAAGAUCUCGAGGUCUUGGACUACUGCCAAUCUGAGGAAUUUGGGGCGAAAACCCCAACAACAGAAACCCAAACUCCCGAUUCAGGAGACAGACGGUUUAAAGAGCUCCUGGCUAACUUUACCCAAACAAUCUCAAGACUGGUGCGAGAGCGUCCCGCUUUACAGUUCUGCGGAAUCCCCCACGCAUCGGGACAGGGGCAAGCAGUCCUCGCGGAGUUCCAUAGGAAAGGACGAGGCAGGAGAAGAAAGGAAGAUUCAAUUCUCUCUGAGCCUCACACCGGAGGCCAUUCUCGUUAUUCAGAAACGCAGCUUAGAAAAACAGAUGCUAGCCAAACAGCAGAAGGGUUGUGUGUCCGUAGACUUUCGGCACAGGCGAGUCUUUCCAUCCAAACGGACUCAAGGUGGUUCCAAAAGCUCGACCAUUCCAGUCGCCAAUCUGGAACACGCAGAGGACAUUACAACCAUCGUCAAAAUAUCUUUACUAAAUGAUCAGUAUAAAUACGAUGACGUGGAAUAUGAAGAAGAAGACGGCGAUGUGGACGAGACGGUGGUGAGGAAAUGCAAAGAAUGGCUGAAAGGAGUGGAAAGCGCCGCUGCUUUUGGGAAAGUGGACAAACUAUCUACCCUUCCUCACCUAAAAAGCUGCUGACGAAUGCUUCUCAUAUUACAAGACUUUAAUAUGACGCGAUAAGGCAAGCUACGAACAUUGCACAUUGUAGCCUACACAAGAUAUAUGGUUUCUUAGUAGCCUAUCCACUGACACUGCUCACCAUUACGCACGGCGAACACUUCCCACACACAUGGGAAUGUUUUUUUUACUAGUCUAAUAAUUCUAAUGAUGUCUGAAUUGAAUAGCCUUUCAUGUUGACACUGUCAAAAUCCUGUGUUCUCCUCUUUUGCACGUGCUUUUGUUUUUAUUGAGGCUCCUUUAUCCGUUGGUUGGCAUGAGCCGCCUGCGAACCAAGGACCCUCUUCCUUUGUGUCCAAGAACAAUAGCUGUCAACGGCAACGACAGGGUUACUUUGCGCGUUUUGUUGUUGUUGUUGGGUGCACCUCUCAGAAGAUGCACCUGUUUUUUUGCACUGUCUGGAAAAUGAAAGAAAAAAUGUUUUGGAGGUGGAUCAGAUUUGUACCGUAUUUAUUAUGAGGGGGGGGGGGGGGGGUUGUAUCAGCUCAAAUGUUUCGUUCUACCCUGACAUUUUUAUGCCAUUUGUAUGAAGUAAAAAAUGUUUUCAAUCUA
Molecule: messenger RNA, 1549 nt
Organism: Salvelinus fontinalis (brook trout)
Lineage: Eukaryota; Metazoa; Chordata; Actinopteri; Salmoniformes; Salmonidae
Gene: prr18
Product: proline rich 18
Exons: 1
Coding region: 209-958 (249 amino acids)
Source: RefSeq, a predicted model, not a curated record